AUGCUGGCGAUCGCAGUAGCAUCGGUAUUCUAUUACACGGCUUUCAUGCGCGCUGCCGAUCGCAUCUCGUACAGAGGGCUGUUUCCGCCGUUUUUGACCGGGGCUAUUGGUAUUCUACUUGCCCUGGACUUGCUUGAGGUCUACUUCUCGUUCUUCACACCCGAGAACAGUGACACUCCGUUCUGGUUUGGUGCCUCGCAGCGUUCGCGCUACUUGCUCUUGAUUACAGUCACCAACGCUGUCUUGUUUUUCCUCCAUGGAGCCGCGCAGCACCGUGCAAUUUUCCUCCGCCCACACCAACCCUGCACCGAUGAGACCGAGGAAUAUGUGGAUGCUGAGUCGGACAGAGACUUUGUCGAAACGCCGUUGGCACAAACACGUGGAAAGAAUGGCUCUCCUUCCCUGGUCGAUACACCCGAGUACAGUGGUUCGUGGCUCGAUACAUUCACAUUCUCGUGGGUCAGCGACAUAUUCUACAAGGGCUCUCGUCGUCAGCUCGAUUAUGCGGAUCUUUACAAACUGGAUACGAGUGACACGGCGAUUCCAAACUGGAGCCGCUAUGCAAAGCACCGCAAACCAGGUCGGUCUCUGCUAUUGUCGCUAAUGCUGACGUUUGCCCCUCAGCUCCUCACUCAGCUGCUGCUUUCUGUGGCUGUCGCACGCAUUUUGCAGUCAAUCGAGAUUAUUGGCAAUACUACCGUGGGUGGUACUCCAGCAAAAUCGAUCCGUAGUGCAUAUCUGGAUGCAUUCGGGCUGUUCGUCUUCACAUUCCUAAAUAUGCAGCUUAUUGACCAAGCGAUGUGGAUUGGCCGUCAUAUGGAUUUCCGCAUGAAGGGUCUCUUGGUUGGCGAGCUGUCUACCAAGACCUUGAACCGUCGCGCAAAGGGAUCACUUGAGGGCGUCACGGGCGAUGACGAUGAGGAUAGCAGCGACGAUGGGUUAGAGUCGGCGCAGGAAGCAACAGAUGGCAAAAUAAUGAAUCUGCUCACCACAGAUCUCAACCGUGUCACCAAGAUCGUCGCCUACCUGGAUGACCUGUACACGCUGCCUCUGUCAACAGUCAUUGGUGUCAUUUACAUGUUCAAGCUGCUGGGAUGGUCAUCGCUCAUCGGAUUCUCGAUCGUGAUUCCGUACUACCCACUGACAAGGAAACUAUUCAGCUAUCUGUCGGAUCUUGAGGAGAAAACUUUGGAGCUGAGCGACGAGCGUGUGGAAGCGAUUACAGAGCUUCUGCAAGGAAUUAAGGCUGUCAAGCUCUAUGGCUGGGAGUCCCAGUUCCUCAAAAAGAUCGAUGCGCAUCCACGAAAAGCAGCUGGGAUUCAACGUGGAGAUGGCUACUCGGCUGGGCCUAUGCAUCCAUCGUCACGUCUCUGUCACCGAUGAUCGUCAUGGUACUGAUACUUGCGUCAUAUACCGGCAUAUUCGGACAUCAGAUCAAUGCCUGAGGUUGCAUUUACAACGAUU
Linderina pennispora is the source of this 1464-nucleotide messenger RNA. RefSeq lists its product as uncharacterized. Gene Ontology annotation, molecular function: ABC-type peptide transporter activity; ATP binding. Gene Ontology annotation, biological process: transmembrane transport. Gene Ontology annotation, cellular component: membrane; fungal-type vacuole. The record is from RefSeq and is a predicted model, not a curated record. The transcript has 2 exons. Bases 1 to 1383 code for a protein of 460 amino acids. NCBI's taxonomy places the organism in Eukaryota, Fungi, Kickxellomycota, Kickxellomycetes, Kickxellales, Kickxellaceae.